GCAUAUGCCUUCCGCCAGCUCAUCGAGCACCUGCAGUGGCGCAGCGACGUCCAGAAUAUCGACCUGAUGAACCUGGCCGGGUUCUGCAGAAACUGCCUCUCCAAAUGGUACCACGCCGGGUCCAAGGUGUACGGCAUUCCUAUGGAGCACGAGGAGGCUUGUGAAGUUGUCUAUGGCCAGCCAUAUGCAGACUGGAAGAAGACCCACCAGAAGAAAGCUUCUCAGGAGCAGCUUUUGAUCUUCGAGUCGUCGAAGGAGUUGCAUGCAAAGACAGAGCCAAAGAUUCUCCUCGCGGGCCAGACAACAGUGCCACCUGGCGGCGGACAUUCGAGCGUCUGUGGCCAAGGAUGCGACUCUACACCGCUGCCUGCACCAAUUCCUAGCGAAGGUGUCACCCCAGCGCGAAUCGCUGUGCUGACAGCUUCCGACCGAGCCACCAGUGGCGUUUACGAGGAUAGGUCAGGACCUGCCGUGGUAGAGGCAGUGAAGCUUUUUGCGGAGCGCAGCGGCGUGCUGCAGCUAAGCUUUGUCGAGCAGAAGAUUGUCCCAGAUGAUGAGGAGAUGAUAUAUCAGUCCUUGAGGUCCUGGAGCGAGGCAAAGGCCUGCGAUAUCAUUUUCACUACCGGCGGCACGGGCUUCGGACCUCGCGAUGUGACUCCAGAGGCCACCAGCCGGGCCAUCGCCCGGCGGGCUGAGGGCCUGGCACGGGCUAUGGCAUGGCAGACAUCGUUCCAGGAACCUCGCAGCAUACUCUCGCGUGGCAUUUGUGGCAUCACCAGCGAGAAGGUCUUGGUCGUUAACCUCCCCGGGCAUCCGAAUGCAGUUCGGCAGUGCCUUGCAGUUCUUCUUCCCGUGCUGCCACAUGCAGUGCGGAUGGUCGGGACAUGA
Symbiodinium pilosum is the source of this 888-nucleotide messenger RNA. NCBI's taxonomy places the organism in Eukaryota, Dinophyceae, Suessiales, Symbiodiniaceae. The record is from the annotation of a GenBank genome assembly.